GUUCAUAGCUGAUAAAAAAUUUAGUGAGGGUGACAGUAGACAAUCCCUUUUCUGCAUCUCGGUGCAAUCUGUCCUUUUCCCUUUUCUCGAUACAUAUCUAAUCGACACUAAGCAGAGAACAAAAUUGCAAAUCAGAGAGAGAGAGAGAGAGUCUAGAGAGAGAAAAAAAUGGAGGGAACCGACAGAACGGCGAUUACCGUAACGUGGCUGAAGAAGCACCGUCUGUUAUACGUCGGAGCCACCCGCCACCCUUUCAUUCUCGGAAUCCGCGACGGUUCCGUUGAUAUCUCUUCCUUCAAACGGUGGCUGGGGCAAGAUUACAUUUUUGUUAGAGCAUUUGUACCUUUUGUUGCUAGUGUUUUGCUCAAAGCUUGGAAGGAAUCAGAUGACAAAGCAGAUGUAGAUGUCAUUUUGGGCGGCAUCUCUGCUUUGAACGACGAGGUUUCGUGGUUCAAAAACGAGGCUUCGAAAUGGGCCGUUGCUCUCGACAGCGUCGUUCCUCAACAGGCUAACCUUAAUUAUUGCAGGUUUUUGGAAAGGUUAAUGAGUCCGGAAGUGGAUUACACUCAGGCAAUAACGGCGUUCUGGGCAAUCGAAACUGUUUAUCGAGAGAGCUUCGCUCACUGCUUAGAAGAAGGUUCUAGAACUCCACAGGAACUAAAAGAAACUUGUCAGCGAUGGGGAAAUGACGGUUUUGGUCAGUAUUGCAGUUCCCUUCAAAGCAUAGCUAAUCGUCGUUUGGAGAAAGCGUCCGAUGAAGUGGUGGCCAAAGCUGAGGUCAACUUGUUGGAAAUACUCGAACAUGAAGUCGAGUUUUGGAACAUGAGCCGUGGGGCGGCAGUUUGAGAAGGUAUCCUAGAUUUUAAUAAUGUAAUAAAAUGCUCUUACUUUCUUGGAUCUUUUUAUCUGGUGUGUGUUGUGUGUUUUGUGUAUAUGCACUGAGUGGAGGAGGAUCUUGUACAUAUGUUCAUCAUAAAUAUGUUAGCUUUUCUUGCAACUUU
Molecule: messenger RNA, 1001 nt
Organism: Erythranthe guttata (spotted monkey flower)
Lineage: Eukaryota; Viridiplantae; Streptophyta; Magnoliopsida; Lamiales; Phrymaceae
Product: heme oxygenase-like, multi-helical
Cellular component (GO): cytosol
Source: RefSeq, a predicted model, not a curated record